AUGUUUCAAAUUUUUGCAAUGUUUUGCAAUUGCUAUGUUUCCUAUAGACAACAUCAAAAUUAUAUAAGUUGCCCACACAAAACAACCAACUCACAUUUGAACAAUACAAAACACACUAAUGAAGAAUCAAAUUAUGAAAGAAUGAACAUUAAGAUAUCAAAUAAUGUAGAAACUGGAUAUGUAAUACCAAAUAAAGAUUUGUUCAGUGAAGAGUCUGAUUGUGAAGCAUUCAACGAAGAAGUAUUCAAUAAUAAAGAAUUUGACGAUAAAGAAUUUGAUGAUGAAGAAUUUGACUAUGAAGCAUUUAACGAUAAAGCAUUCAAUAAAGAAGUAUUUAGCAGUGAAGAAUCUGACAGUGAAGCAUUUGACGAUGAAGAAUUUGAUGAUGAAGAAUUUGACAGUGAAGCAUUUGAUAAAAUGUUAAUAGAUUCUAUAACAGAAACGCUAAAUAAAAAAUCUGAUAAAAUUAUUGACGAAGCAUUAAACAUCGAAGAAAUGCCUUCUAUUAGUGGAGAAUUUUCCCUAUAUUUUAAAAAUCUUACUGAAGUAUUAAUGUUUUGCUGA
Messenger RNA from Dentiscutata erythropus, 564 nucleotides. NCBI's taxonomy places the organism in Eukaryota, Fungi, Glomeromycota, Glomeromycetes, Diversisporales, Gigasporaceae. The record is from the annotation of a GenBank genome assembly.